This is a messenger RNA of Priapulus caudatus, 1179 nucleotides long. RefSeq names its product protein MANBAL-like. The coding region runs from base 302 to 535 and encodes 77 amino acids. The record is from RefSeq and is a predicted model, not a curated record. NCBI's taxonomy places the organism in Eukaryota, Metazoa, Priapulida, Priapulimorpha, Priapulimorphida, Priapulidae. Gene Ontology annotation, cellular component: membrane. The transcript has 2 exons.
UAACGGUACUUACUACAUAUAACAAGAACUAGAAAGAUACGCGUAUGUAUAAUUACAACGGCGCACAACAAAGUACAUAAUCUUUAUUAGUGUACUGUUUUAUACUAUGUAUUGAUAACUAAUCACAAUAGUCUGAGCAUAACCACGCGUUUGAAUGGCACGUUGACACACCCUCCCAAUAUUAUAACAUUCACUACUGGCGCAUGUAUUUGCGGUUGGUCUCGUGGCGCCAUCUAUCGCACGCUUGUAUUGAUUGAGAGAAGCAUCGAAUCGGCAGUUCUGCUUUGUUCAGUAAUGGAGGAUGGACGAGCAGUUUGCACCGACACUCAUGGAACAAAUUCUUCAUUACGGCCUGUUGCUCGGUGCUGUCUUCCAACUCAUCUGCAUCGCUGCUAUAUUUACGUCAAAGUCGAGUUACAAUUCUAAGAAGAUGGACGACAGCGACGGGGAGGACGCGUCGCCGGGCAACGCGAGUCCGGUCAAGCAGGCGCACGGUCACCGUAGGAACAAGCACGAGCGCAAGAAGCGCCGGUGACCACCGCCGCAGAUCCACGGACGGACGGACGAACAAACGGAUGGACGCCAGAGAAUCGUCACCUCCCCUCCCACCCGGCCGGUCAACCCGAGAGUGACCGGAGCACAGUGGAGGAGGGGCUUCCGUAGAUGGACGCUCGCUCCGGGUGCCAACGAUCGCCCGACGACGAUGGGACAGCGCGGAAUCCGACGGACGGACGGCGACGCGUGGCGGAGUGAGACUCGGAACGGAGCGUGAAGACCGGCGCGGAAUCCCGGAGCGUCGGACUGUCAGACGCCUGCUGUUAUUUGCGGCUGGCUGUUCGUUGUAACUUGUGUACAUUUCCCGAAAUUCCCCCCACCCCCCGUCGUUGCACCCGAACGGCUGCGACGCGCGCGUGCGUGCGCGGGCGGCCGGCGAACUUUAAUACUCUUACCUAUGCAACCAUGAAUCUAGGAAACAGGCUCACCGUCAGCAGUGCUCGUAAGUAUGUGUUUGUGAAGCUCAGCACUGUCGCAUGCUCACUCUUAUGGGGUUCGUGUGGGAACCCAACAACACUAGUGUGUCUGUACAUACGUCGAUGUUCUGUACAGUGUGUUACAAUGUAUGUACAUAAAUACAUAUGUAUAUAUAUAUAUAUAUAAUCUAUGUAUAAAACGAGGUAU